GGUGCCGCGUGCAGGUAGUCCCGUGCUCAUUCUCCACGUUUCUCGGCACGACCGAGAAACUUUUCGCCGCGGAAACCGACCUGGACCUAUCCUCAGGACACGUCGAACGGUUCGCCAGCGUUCGAGCCGCGAGUCGAUCGCGGAUAACCGAAGCGCGCAGUGAUUUAACGCGAGUUAUCCGGCCGACAAGCGCGCGGUUGCGCCGCGAAUCGCGAAAGAACGGAGCGCGAAAGAAAUACCAGUGCUUCGGAAUUAGUUGAAGAAAUUCUCGAGGAAAUUCUCGAGGAAAUCAGAACUCAUCUACGAUCAUCCUGUCUCUUCUAUGAUCAUCGUCGAAGCGAAUCGUCGACGCCGCGAGCAGUCUCUCGCCUGUGAUCAAGAGAUCGACCACGUGUUUUUCGAUCCAGCUGCGAUCACGGAGCAAUUUUCGACGAAAUCUCGCAUCGCAGCUGUCACGAGAAACGUUCCAGUGAUUUGACCGUCCUCGAGCACGCGGUGAAACGGGUUCGUAGAGGUCCCAGGAACCGAAUCCGCCGCGCAUCGGUCGAGGAAGUGCGGCUCGGCCGAAGAGGAAGCCCCGCGAAUUUCGCGCCGUGCAGCCGGUGUCGCCGUGAAUUCGAGGCAGAAAAACUGUGCCAACGAAGCACGUGGCACGCCGAAGUGGAACGACUCGGCCGAAAGAUGCAGCGAGUCGUUAACGCGCGGCGGAAAGGAUUCAUCGUCGUCCAGGAAGCGGAAUUUCUUGGUCACGCUUCGUUCCUCGAGCGAUCCUCGCGUUUCUCGACCCUGCCGGACCGUAUAAUUGCCGCCGAUUCUGUUGUUUAGAGCGCGAGGAAUAUUAAUAUCAUCAUCGUGGACGAAAUUGUUCGAGGGGAAACAGUUUUCGCCGCGAUCGCGAAGAGAAGCGGAACGAAAAGCCGACGCGCGGCGCGCGCUUAGAUCGAAGUGACUUCGCUCGCCAAACGAGUUUAUGCUUUUUAAUCGAGUCUACAACUCGUCUGGCAACGGGUUUUCUCCUGGCACAUCCGGCACGCGAUUCUUCCUGUAGUAUUCGCGACGGAUCUGCCGCCCCGCGGGCCCUUUGAACGCCCGGCCACCUGUUUCCCAUCGAUCGCGGCGCCGCCUCUUCCUUCCUGCCUCGUCGCGAGUGCCACGAUAAUUAAAAAAAAACCGAUUGCAGGCUUCUGAAGUGCCCCUUGCGUCUAUCAGUCGCUGCCGAUUCGAAAUAGAAAUAAUAUUCGCUUGGUAAAAGCGGUGUUUCGGCGACAGUUUCGGAGAACGUAGGAAAGCGAACGCCGCUGCCGUCGCGAAAGGAGACCAAAAGGGGAUCGAAAGGGAACCAAAAGGGAGCCGAAGGUUCCCAGAACCCGAUCAAAAGGCGCAUCACCGCGGCAAGUGCAGCAAAGGUGUACCGAUCGUGGAACGAAAGCAGAUAACGCUCCUCGCCGAACGGAACUCUCUCGGCGCGAGAGUUCGUGUUUGCUCGGUGCCAGAUGGAAAAGGAGACAUGUCGGUCUCCUUGAACGUUGCCCUAAUCGCGGCGAUCACCGAGCGAAGUCUCGUCGUCGAAGUUAAGAGGCCGGCGGUGUUCGAAUUUCGCGGAUUUCGGGAACAACGCGGCGGCGAAGCCGUUUCCGCGUCGGUUUAUUGGUAACGCGAUCAGCUUCCCGGGACCGGAAAUCGUUCGGCAGAGUUACAAUGAGUCUUCCAGGAGCGAUUUGUUGCGCGGAGUGCCGAUAAGUCGCGGGGGAAAAUGUUGAAGUGGAUAAAAGUCCGGCAGGACAUGUCGGCGACACCGACGCCGCUCGAGCGAGAGAAAAAGGACGAGGUGGCAAAGGUCGAAGUUGAAGAAGUCACCGCUAAGACGGCGGAGGAUGAAGAGGAGGAGGAGGAUAGCGGCAUGGAGCGGGAGGACACGCCGUCCAAUAUCGAGUUGAACGAUCUGCGGAAAGAGCUGUUCUCCCAACUCCAGUUUUCGCAAGAGAGCGCCCUGCCUCCUGACACUCUUCGACGAGCUCUCGCCGAGAGUUUUCUCGAUCAACAAAGGUUCCAACUUGGAUUCAUGGACGAUGCGGCGGAAUGUUUCGAAAACAUCCUUCUGCGAAUACAUCUUCACAUCGCUAACGGGGAGGCGGAGGACAUGUGCAGCGCGAGACACUGCGUGCCGCACCAGAAGUUCGCCAUGACGCUCGUCGAGCAAAGCGUCUGCGGCGCCUGUGGCGCCACCUCGGAACCUCUGCCUUUUACACAGAUGGUCCAUUACGUCUCGGCAUCAGCGUUAACUUCGCAAGCGAGACAAGCAGCACCGAAUUCUCGAAACAGUCCGGACCUUUUCGGACAACUUCUCCGAAAAGCUGGAGGCAUGGGCGACAUACGAGACUGUCCGAGUUCCUGCGGUGCCAAAAUCCAAAUUUGCAGGACAUUGAUGAAUCGACCGGAAAUCGUUUCCGUCGGGGUUGUAUGGGAUAGCGAACGGCCAUCGUUGGAACACAUUAUGGAUGUUUUCGCAACCGUGGGAACGUCUCUACGGCUGAGCGACGUUUUCCACAGUGUGGUCGACUCCCGAUGGGGUGCUUCAACGGUGCACAAUCUCGUUGGAGUGGUCACAUAUUACGGGAAACACUAUUCCACCUUCUUCUUCCACACUAAAUUAAAGGUGUGGAUCUACUUCGACGAUGCCACCGUGAAAGAAAUCGGUCCGCGUUGGGAGCAGGUCGUGGAGAAAUGCAGAAGGGGUCGAUAUCAACCAUUGCUUCUGCUGUACGCCACUCCUGGCGGAACGCCGGUUAACACGGAAAACGCUCCUAAAACAGUGACGCCGUUCCCAAAUGGGAAUGGUUUGAAGACGCCGCCGAAGAAUAAUGUUCGACGAUCGAUCACCCCGAGCCCGGAGAAGCCAUCGAUCAACAGCACUGCCAGACGUGCCAUCACACCGAAUCCAGAUAGUCCUCCUCAUUUUUACACGCAGCGCCGAAUUUACAGCGAUUACCAGAACCUGACUGACAUACAAAAUAACAUUUUCGGCAAUCAAGGUGUGGACGCAGUCGACGGCGACGUGGAGUCCAAGUACAUCAGCCGACGAGCAGUGGAGAACGUAAUGCAGCAACAGAAGAAGCAACAGAUGCAGCUGACGCGCAGCCUCAGCGCAGGCUCGUCGCCGCAGGAUGGCAUUAGCAUUCCGGAUCACUUGAACGUGCCGCGAAGACGGGAUUCCGGAAAUUGGUCCGGCGAUCGGAACAGCGCCUCUUCGAGCUCCUCGACAACGAUGGACAAUCCGUAUCUGUACAUCGUGAACAAAAUGCAGAGAAACUCCGGAGUGCCCAAGAGUCCGACGAGUAAAUCCGGAGAAUUAUCUAGCAGCAGCAGCGGUCAUUACGACGCCGGAUACGAUUCCUAUUCUUUGUCCUCCACGGAUAGUCUUCCGCUUCAGCAGGGUCUAAAGCACAACCUACAGCUUGCUCAGAUCCCGGAAGGCUACCAAGCAUCCUCAGGCGACGACUGCGAACGUCUCUGCAAGGAAACCGACGCGUUGCUGGACAAAUCCCGGGCAGCUGAAGACGCUGGCGAUCUCAGCACUGCGGUAGCCUUGUGCAGCGCUGCUAGCAGCAAAGCUAGAGCAGCAAUGGAUGCGCCGUACAACAAUCCCCACACGAUCACUAUAGCGAGGAUGAAACACAACACGUGCGUUAUGCGAACGAGAAGUUUGCACAGAAGGAUGCUGCAAGAGCAGGCUACCGCCAAUGGAGAGAAAGAAGAAGGCGUACCGGAGGCCAGACAUUCCCGAGAGAACAGCAAGUCGGGACAACACUCUCGCCAGAGUUCGCGGGACAAAGGGAACCAUUCCAGGCAGAACAGCCGCGAGGUUUUAACAAGCGCAACGGCGACGGUCACCGACAAGCCCGCAGCAAAGAGUAUCGAGAUCUACGCGACUCUGCCGAAGAAGAAGACGCUGCGCAGCAAGGCGACGGCCGUGAACGUGAUCGAAGACGAAGAGUACAUGCUGUACGACCGACCAGUACAGAGGACGGGUCUGUUCAGCCGUACGAAACGCUGCGACGACGACAAGAAGGACAAGAAACGUGCGCGCAGCGAGGAGCGGAAUAAGAAUGUCUCGAAAGAUUUCUCCAUAGCACCGUCGCGAUCCUCGCCCUCCCCUAAAGGCACGAAAACCGAGAAGUCCAAGGACAGCGUCGACGUUGCCGGUAACAAUGCGCGGAAUCCCCAGCAGAGCAACGUGAACGGGGAACAGAAGCAAGGGAAGAAACAGCACAAGAUUCGCAGGAAAUUGUUGAUGGGCGGUUUAAUCAAGAGGAAGAACAGAAGCAUGCCGGAUCUGCGGGAAGGGCAGGACGGUCAGACGAACGCGAGCGCGGAAGGUUCCUCCAACACCUUGCCGAAGCAGUCAGUGGACGAUUCCAGCGUUGGUUUGAAGGGCAACGAGGUGUGCCAAUCUCUGAGCGGUUACCUGUCAGAGGGCCACCUGGAGUUCACCGGGAACAGCAACAGCGGCAACCCCGGUAACACGAGCAACCCGAACCUGGAGAGAAGUCGUCUAAUGAGAAAGAGCUUCCACGGAAGCGCUGGCAAAGUGUUACACGUAGCGAAGGUACCUCCGCCCCCUCCGCUCAGGACCACUUCUCAGCUUAGCAAGUCUAAGUGUUCGGGCGAAGUGCACAACGAGCAACAGCCGGACAAGUCCAUGCAUCCGUCCGACGGACAGUGUUCCUCGAACACGGCCCAGGAACAAAACGGAGCUUAUUGGAACCACAUGAGCAGCGGAAACGCGUCGAACGGUUCCAACAGGAACUCGAACUACACGGAUUACUCGUCCGAGUCUCAUUCUUUACCGUUCCUGCCCUCCUACGGUAUGGAGCAAAGCGCCGGCAACGUCACCGCGUCCAGCCAGAACUACAACAACAAGCCUCGGAUUCAGGACGACGUCGUCCAGUAUGCUAACGGGAUCCUGUACGAGCCUACGUUCGUGGUAACCCGUGCGGACGUUCACAACGAGCAGAGUCCCGUGAAGCAACCGAAUCAAGUGGACAUGUUGCCACCGUAUCCAGAGAAUGGAAACGUCUCCCAUUCGAGGCAACCUAGCGAAGAUUUCCCACCGCCGCCAUAUCCUUCGAUCCACUCGGUUUCCCAUUCCAGGCAAGCCAGCGAAGACUUCCCUCCGCCGCCGCCACCGAUUGAGGACACUCCUAAUCAUGUUCAGGAUAGUCAGCACCAGUAUCAGCAGCAACAGUAUCAACAGCAGCAACAGCAACAGCAGCAGUAUCAACAACCACAGUAUCAGCAACAGUAUCAGCAGCAGCAGUAUCAGCAACAGCAAGCCUCGAUGUCCAUGCAACAGCGUCAACAGCAGCUGGAGAACCAACAGAUCAGCAGUUUGUUGAGUCAGUUACAGGUGAAGAGAGAUCAAAUCUUGGCUGCGAAAACUAGAGAAGAUAGAAGGCCGGUGGAGCAGGAGGACGAAGAGAAAGCUUCCAGCGAGACGUGGCUUCGCGAGCUGCAGGCCAAACAGGCCGAGAGGCGGCUGAAGAAGCAGAAUCCGCUGGAUCAAGACAUCCCGAAGGUCAGAUCGUCGCCUCCGACCAUCACGGGGCCGACGGUCGCGAGGAGGACCAGCGAUCUGAUGAUGAACAGUCUGGGACAAAAUUUUGAGCAAGCUAGUCGAGACGUGCCCGAUUGUCCCCGCGUCGUUUCCUCCGUGAAAGACAUGGCGGCCAGAUUCGAGCAGAUCAAACUGCAACCGGUCCCGAAGACGGACGCGGAACAAAAGGUUCCAGGUAAACAAAGCUGCGGCUCGCCUUCGCCGAUGAUGGACAACCCUCAAGACGUUCUGCAAACGGACGAACCGAGGCCGCUGAAACUGUCGUCGCAGAAUCUGGCCGCGUUCGCGAAAUCCGAUGCUCCUUCGAGCCAAUCGAUCUUGAACUCUAGCUUCGAGUCGAGUUCCAGCCAGAACACGUUCAUUUCCACUCCGGCAGCCGGCAAUCCCGCGACCAAUACGCAACAGAGCGGCCUAAAUGUCACGCUCAUGUCGAUGUCUCUCACGCUACCGCACGAGAACGGGCUGCCGAUCGAUUACCCCGAGGACGACAUCAGCGAGGUCGCGAUGCAGAACACCAUACAAAACACCACUAUUCUACCGAGCGAGGAGGACAUCGCCCCCAGAAAAGUGAAGCGCAGGAUAGGGAAGAAGAAGAGCGUCUCGUUCUGCGAUCAGGUGGUUCUCGUGGCGACAGCGGAGGACGACGAGAAGGACUCCUACAUACCAAACCCGAUCCUGGAGAGAGUGCUUCGCUCGGCAAUGAAUAAACCAGAGACCGCGCAAGUGCUCCGUGAGAUCAGGAGUCUGCAGGAGGCAGAACUGAACCGGGAAAACGGCACCGUCAUGAAGUUCCAACAGCAAACUCUUCCGUUGAAGAGCGAAGCCGACAGCGUCCCUGCCACGCCCUAUCAAGACCAGCUGCGAAGCGUGAACCCAAUACCGAUUCCGGACACUAUAAAGCCCACCUUCGCGAGGCAGAACUCGAACGAGUCGGUGGGCUCGUUGGCGGACAAGAAACUCUGCGGUCCGUACGCGAACGAGGGUCAGGACGUCGUCAGAGAAACGUACUCCGGGCUGCCGAACGUUUCGAAGCCGCUGCCCGCGUCGUAUUCGCCGCAAUUGCAACAGCAAAUCAGAUACUCCCAAAACGGAUACAUGCCUUACGUGCAAGCCACCUAUUCUCAAACCCAGACGUCCCAUCCAAGGAAUCAGGGUAUACCGAUCCCUCAAACGCAGAAACCGGCCAGCCCGUACCCCAGCCAAAUGCACAACCAGUACGUCCAGAACAACGUGCAACAACAGAAGCCUAUGUGCCAAAAGAACAGCUAUCAAACGUACUACCAACUGGAGCAGCAACACAAUCAGGUGAACAAGCAAAUGUCCCAGCAACAGCAGCCCAACAAUGUGAGCCAGAGAAUCGGCAACCACAACGCCAGCCCCAUCACGGUGCAGCACUCUCAGCAACAGUUCGCGUAUCAGCCGACGCAGUCGCCGAGCCCUUAUCAGAAUCAGUACGCCCACAGUUCCUAUCAAAGCUAUCCGUAUCAGUCGGUCCCGCAGCAGAACAGAGCGAACCAGCCGCUGCCGCAGUAUCAACCGCCGCCGAAUCCGCCGCCCGCCUCUUACCAGCAACAGCAGGGCGUCCAGAACUAUCAGCAGAGGCACGAGAACUAUCAGAGACCGCCGCAGAAGCCCGACCAACAGAAUAUAUUGGCGCCGAAUCAGACGUACCCGAAUCCUCUGCAGAACGGUCAGAUACAGUCGAACAUGAAGUACCCGACUUACCAGCAUCCGCCUGUGUCCAAGCAAAGCAAGCAGAUGCAUUUCGUCACCUCGGCGAAAGGCAGUGCCGCGGUUGUGCCGCAAUCCACGUCUUCCUUGCAGAAGCCCGCAGUUCCGCAAACGGUCAGGUCAGCGCCUUGCCAUCUGUGCCGGAAGAAACAGGUCACCGAGCCGGCGAUCUACUGCUCGGACUGCGACUUCUACAUGUCCCGCUUUCGGCCUAAAAAUUGAAGUCGACGAUGAAUGCCAAUGCAAGAGAAUGCCACGAGGUGAAACGUUUGUACCGGAACGAUAGGGUUUUCAAAUUGUUUUCGUACAAAUUUCAUUCGUUUUAUUCUCGCAACGCGUUAGAACUACCGUGUUUGGUUAAUUUUAGCAGAGCUUGUGAAUGAACUGGCGGUUAACUGAUAGAGCAGCAGCGUUUCCCUGCUUUGUACAAAAUUAGAUUAGACGUAGAGACACGUACCACGGAAGGACCUUCGUCGUGCAGCUAUUAGUUUUAAUUAAACCUGUAUUAUUGAUCAUGUAUUUAGCGUCGCUUGUAACUUAUGAUAAAUCCUGUAGAAAAAGUGUACACGAUUUGACUGCGAAAUCGUUGUCUCAUGCUUUCUUUGUCGCACAGAUAAGAAGUUCGUCUUUUAACGUCACAGCAUUAUUUGCUUCACUUCGGUUGUAUAUAACACGUUACUUUGGAUUACUCUGUGCAGUUUUUUCUUUGUAUAGAUUACCCGUUAAGGACCGUUCUUAGGCAACUUAGACGUAUUAUGAUUAGCUUCUAACGUUUCUGUUUUACGCGCACGUUCGACGUCGUAUUUGUACUUCGUUCGAGGGGACACAUUGUCGGAAUUGUGAUACUAGCCAUGCUACACGUACACUGUUUAUCGUUAAAUUGUAGAGACACAGUAUCGUGGGCCGGAUCGGGGAUAGCGAACGUAGCAAGCGUAGCGGAAGCGUGGACAGAAAUAUGAUCUCUGAUGAAAGCGUGAAGUUUCUUUUUUAUUUUAUGUUAAUAGGCGUUGAUGUUUCUAUAUAUAUAUAUAAAUAAAUAAAUAUAUCGUGUACUUAAAUAAUUACGUUACAUCGCGCGAUCGACUGCGUAUUAGAUCGGUGUACAAAUCCACGAUUUUAUACGUUUUGUAUAAGUA
Messenger RNA from Megalopta genalis, 8481 nucleotides. RefSeq names its product ubiquitin specific peptidase echinus (gene ec). NCBI's taxonomy places the organism in Eukaryota, Metazoa, Arthropoda, Insecta, Hymenoptera, Halictidae. Gene Ontology annotation, biological process: protein deubiquitination. The record is from RefSeq and is a predicted model, not a curated record. Gene Ontology annotation, molecular function: cysteine-type deubiquitinase activity.